CAGUCAGUCCUGCGCUACUGUAUAGUAAGGACACCAGCCCGACGUUCUACCUCAAAUGUGACCGAGUAGUUGCCGAUGGGUUGGCGGGACGACGCGAGCGACCGCCGUUUCGACGCAGUUUCCGACGCUUCACACGCGAGAAUGCAGCCGCAGUGGCGAAGCAGGUCGGCGUCGGCUACGUCAUGGUCUCCGUGGUACUGAGUUGGCUCUCGCUCGUGGCGCCGUACUUGGAGAACGACUACAGCCGGCCCGACUAUUACGCGAGCAAUGCGUCCGAUUUGCUCACGCGAAGCUUCAAUAUGGAGCGUGCGUUUGUACCGGCGACGGCGACCGGCUGGACCACCGGCGUCUCCCGCACCGAAGUGAGCCUCUCGCCGGCGUACCCACGCAAGCUGCUCUACGAAGAGCUCUCGGCGCCAGCGCCUGCGAUACAAAGUCUGCGCGAAAUGGACCGCGCAGCUCUCGAUCGCUCUCGCCUGUCAGAGUGCGGCGUCACCGCGACCGUCGUCGCCUAUGUUUUUGAGCGCUGGUACCAGCUGCAGCUGGCGCCGGUGACGCUGCGCACGCUGCUCUUGUACACGAGCAGCUACUAUAUGCUCGAUACGACAGCAUGGUCGAAGUAG
Molecule: messenger RNA, 623 nt
Organism: Saprolegnia diclina VS20
Lineage: Eukaryota; Oomycota; Saprolegniomycetes; Saprolegniales; Saprolegniaceae
Exons: 2
Coding region: 183-623 (146 amino acids)
Source: RefSeq, a predicted model, not a curated record